This is a messenger RNA of Oppiella nova, 522 nucleotides long. NCBI's taxonomy places the organism in Eukaryota, Metazoa, Arthropoda, Arachnida, Sarcoptiformes, Oppiidae. The record is from the annotation of a GenBank genome assembly.
AUGAGUAAUUCUUCAGUGAAUCGCAAACUGAGUGCCAAAGAGAUCGCAAAAUACGAGAAAAUGUUUAAAAUGUUUGAAAAGAGAAAUAAGGGAUCGUUUGGAGUGAAAGAGCUGACAGAAGUGAUCCAAUCGUAUGGCAUGACUAUCAGUGAACAGGAGAUCCGGGAACUCAUUUCAGAGAUGGACACCAAUGACACCGAAUCCGUCACUUUCGAUGAGUUCCUCAAACUGUCGCUCAAGAAGACGAAGGACUCGGAGGCCGAGGAGGAGUUGAGGGAAGCCUUCAAAGUGUUUGAUAGAGACGGCAAUGGAUUCAUAUCUAUCGAUGAUCUCAAACACGNGCCUUCAAAAGACGGCAAUGGAUUCAUAUCUAUCGAUGAUCUCAAACACGCCAUCAAUGGUAUCGACGACCCGUUGACUAACGAAGAGUUUGACGAAAUGGUGAACGAAAUCGAUGUCAACGAUAACCAAGACAUCAAUUACGAAGAGCUCAUCACUCUUAUGACAUCCGCUCAUCAAUAG